CUCCCCAUUCAAAUUAGUAAUUACAACCCCUCUCUCUACAAUUAACACAUUCAUAUUACUCCACAUUCAAUUUUAAAAUCCCAUUAAUAUAUUCAUAUACAAAUAAAUAUACUAUUUCUCCUCAAAACCAACCCACCGUAACUUUUUCUCGUAUACUCCUACUAAUAUAACUAAUUUAAUCUUUGGCAAUUCAAAGAUCAGAAUUUGUUGCCAUGUCUCCGACGUUGACUUCUCAAGGUGUAGUCUUGGCCACCGCCACCGCCAUGGCCGUCUCCGCCGGCACCGCCGUCCUCUUCGAUCUCCUCCUUGAGAAGUAUUUCCCUCCCAUCUCCCAAAUCCAUCAAAAGAAACUCCUCAAACCUUGCCUAUCUUCAGGUGGCAAUAGGAGGAGGAAGAAGAAAAAGAAGGUGAAAUUUGCGGAGGAUGUGAAGGAACCGGAGGGGAAUGGCGAACUGUACAGAAAAGCAGGGAGGAAGAGAAUCGAAAUACAUAAGAAUCGGUGUGGAAAUGAAUUGCCGCCGAAUCAUGCUGCCCUCUACAGGGGGAUUUUGAAGGGUCGUAUGAACACAAUGGGGUAUUCCUUUUGACUCUUCAAUCAUUAAUUAAUUUAAUACUACUAUCAAUUAUUGAUUCAGAUCAAUCACUGUUUUUUAUUUUUAAUUAGAUGAUAAAUCAUUGUAAAUAGUAGUUACAAAGUUUGAUUAAUCUUGCUCAAUUAAUAGUCCUAAAUUUCUAUGAAUUUUAUUUUAUUUUA
Messenger RNA from Salvia splendens (bonfire salvia), 754 nucleotides. RefSeq lists its product as uncharacterized. The record is from RefSeq and is a predicted model, not a curated record. The coding region runs from base 213 to 587 and encodes 124 amino acids. The transcript is spliced from 2 exons. NCBI's taxonomy places the organism in Eukaryota, Viridiplantae, Streptophyta, Magnoliopsida, Lamiales, Lamiaceae.